ACGGGUAAGCGAAGCUGUAGGAUAUGGACAUGGCGACACAGCAGCAGCGAAAGUGCGGCCCCUGCGGCUUCUUUUCCUCUCGCGGGGCAGCUUCACGAACAGCUGUCCUGUCGGCUGGUCUCAUCUUCCUUUUGACUUUGCGUGUCUGCGAAUCCCUCCUCCUUGUGGCGGUCGGAGAAACACGCGCAGAGAGAACGACUGACUCUGAGGCGCGAUGGAGCGAAGUAUCCUUUUCUGCGGAUGCCCUGUAUCGCCGCAAGAACGAGCCUUCUCGAUCCUUGCUCCCGGAAUCUUCACCUGGAAUCACGCCGUCUUCCUCCGGGUCCUUUCCUACCUUCAGAGCCAUCCCUUCCUCCUUGGAGUCCUCUCCUAAGACGCCUUCCCCCUCCACCUCGUCGCCUUCCACGACGUCCACACAGUCCAAUUCUUUCACUCCUCCUUCUCUCGACUCCUCCCAAGGAUCUUCUGCCGGAGCUCGACUGAUUCUCCUAAUUGCCCUUCCGAUUGUGUCAGUGACAGCUGUGGCUCUUGUUGCUGGCGUGCUGUUCGUUGUCUGCCGGCGGCGGAAGGACGACAAGGCCUCGCAGCCAUCGCCGUGCAAGACUGGCGUGCCCUUGACACACGAAGCCAGCUCUGCGAAACCCUUCCGUCUGCGUGAGCUUCAGCGGUGUACGAACAACUUUGAUUCGCGCUAUCGGAUUGGAGAGAGGGGCGCUUCUGGCGCUGUUUACCGCGGUCAGAUCGGCGGCAGUGAUAAGGCAAUCAAGGUGAUGGCGGAGACACUAACAGCAAGCGAACUGCAGCGGUUUCUUUUGGACGUGAACUUUUUGAGCCGCCUGCCUCACACCAAUCUUAUACAGAUCGUUGGCUACUGUAACGAGGGGAGCAAGCGCAUAGUGGUGUACCCCUACUAUCCUGGCGGUAGCUUGCACGACCGCCUGCACAAACGAUGUGAGAUUCACGACGAAGCCCCCAUUCCGCCGCUGACGUUGCUGGAACGCAUGUCCAUCGCGUUGCAGAUCGCGGAAGCUCUUCGAUAUCUCCAUUCCGACGCGGAUCCCCACGUGAUCCAUGGGAGCGUAAAGAGCUGCAACGUUCUUCUGUCCGGUGGCGCCGAAGACAAUCUGCGUGCUGUCGUCACUGAUUUCGGCCUUGGCCUUCCCAUCGUCGCCGAGACAGUCUUGGAUCCGAGGUUCACCGGCACUGCUGGUUACCUCGCACCUGAGUACCUCACUAGGGGAAAAUGGUCAAAGACGAGCGACGUGUACAGUUUCGGAUUGAUCCUUCUGGAGCUAUUGACUGGUAAGCCGGCAAUAAGGCCGACAUCCGGCCCUCGUCGGGAAUUUCUCCAUUGCUGGGUUGAACAGUUUUAUACUCAAAACAGCUCGGGGCUCAUGCAAUCGUUCGUUGAUCCCUGCCUGCGAUACGAAGUUGGGAGCAGUACCGCCCUUACGAGCACGGUGGUGAGGGCAACCUCGUUGGCGAUGGAGUGCUCCACAAUGGACGCUAGGGAGAGACCGGAGAUUAUCAAUGUCGUUGACAGAAUGAGAGAAAUAGUGUCUGAGGUAAGGGAAGCGAGAUUGGACACGAGCGGGAAUGGCAGUUGAUCUUCUUGCGAUGAUUCCAUCUAGCGAUUUUUUUU
This is a messenger RNA of Chara braunii, 1642 nucleotides long. NCBI's taxonomy places the organism in Eukaryota, Viridiplantae, Streptophyta, Charophyceae, Charales, Characeae. The record is from the annotation of a GenBank genome assembly.